AUGAAGACGGCGACGGUGUUUUUGCUUUGCCUCUCGCUUUUCCCAGGUUUUUCUCGGGGCAGAGUUGUCGGAGAGGAUGAAACGGGUUUUGCCGAGUGUAACGUGUUCUUCCCUGGACAAGUCCCACCCGAAGGAUUUACGGAGCCGUUCCACGUGAAGAUCUGUCAGCGGUACAACAGAGAGCCACGCUUCGCAACCCUCUACAGCACUAAGGACAAAAUCCCGCUUUAUUCGGCUUUUAAGUAUACGAAACCAGCCCAGAACGAGGAGGAGAGGUGGCUGGUCGAGCCGCAGAUAGAUGACCCAGAAAAUGACCUGCAGGAGAUGGUGCAUGAAGCCGAUGUCAUUGGCACUGUGGCCAGCCUUGGUGCAAAUCAAGCCCUGACCUCAGACUACGUGGGCUCCGGUUACGAGAGAGGGCUGCUCAAUCCCAGUUUGCUCAAUAAAGAGGAUUUCCAGAUGGCCACUUACACGCUCACGAACGCCGUCCCUCUGAGCCCUUCUCUGAGCAAAAGCUGGCACAGGGACAUGGGGAGGAUAGUGGAGCAAGCUCUGGUCCCCCACUGUUCCAAGAGGGAUCAUCUCUUUCUCCUUGCAGGUGCGAUUCCUUCCCGUGUCCGAGUUAAUGGCAAGGUGUCCGUGCCAGAGACCCUCUGGCUAGCAGCCUGCUGUGACUCUCCGGAGGGAUGGUCCUUGGGACUAGUGAAGAAAACGGAUGAUGAAAACAGCUUGGCAGACCUGAUGGUGGGAGAGCUGGAGAAGCAGCUUCUAGCAGGGGUUCACUUGUUCAAGGGCAACUGUGGGGAAGACAACCAAAGCCAGGAGAAGAGAGCAGCUGUACUGCAAGCUGUCAGUCAGAUCCGCUCUGGAGAGCAAGUAGGAACAAGUGACAACCAGGAGGCCAGGGAGAGCGGCUUGGUGAGAAAAGUGGCCAGCAUCAUUGCUACCCCUUUCAUCAAACUUCUGGAACUCCUCAUCUACGUGUUUGUGGAGCUGGUGAAGUUUGUGUUUUAUUGUCUGUGGCUGGUUAUCAAGUGGGUUGGUGGUACAGUUCUCCAUGGGGUCUACAGCCUGUGGAACGCGGUGAUGUCCUACCUCAAAGCCAUCAGCAUGGUGCUCAUCAGCAUCCCCUACGACGUGGGGAGGGUCAUCGUCAACAUCUUCCUGGGCUUCCUGCAAAUUGUUCAAGACGUGGCGUUCGUCAUCUACAGGAUCCUGCGCAUCCCCGUGGGGUUUGUCCUUCACCUCGCAGCUUUCCCUUACCGCUCCAUCUGUGCAAUUCCCGCUGUCCUCAAAGACCUGGCCACCGGGAUCGGGGGCAUCUUCUCACUGGUCAUUGAUGCCACAGCCGCACUUCUGCAUGGCUCUUAUAUCCUGGCUGCUCACCUAGUCAAACGGUUUGUCCCUAAAGGCUCCUCCGAUGACUGA
Messenger RNA from Eurypyga helias (sunbittern), 1428 nucleotides. It is a transcript of the gene ENDOD1, whose product is annotated as endonuclease domain containing 1. The coding region runs from base 1 to 1428 and encodes 475 amino acids. Gene Ontology annotation, molecular function: nucleic acid binding; hydrolase activity; metal ion binding. The record is from RefSeq and is a predicted model, not a curated record. Lineage: Eukaryota; Metazoa; Chordata; Aves; Eurypygiformes; Eurypygidae. The transcript is spliced from 2 exons.